Molecule: messenger RNA, 1311 nt
Organism: Penicillium antarcticum
Lineage: Eukaryota; Fungi; Ascomycota; Eurotiomycetes; Eurotiales; Aspergillaceae
Product: SEC14 family lipid-binding protein
Exons: 4
Coding region: 1-1311 (436 amino acids)
Source: RefSeq, a predicted model, not a curated record
AUGCUCUGGGGAAGCAAAACAGCGCAGGCUUCUGAGCCCGACCUCGCGCGCACGGAAUCCGCCUCAAAGAACGACCCCUCCGCCUCCGCCUCCCAAGCCUCCGGAACCGCAUGGCUCGCCGGACACUUGCACCACCUGACCCCAGAGCAGGAGGAAAAGCUAGCGGGGUUUAAGACGCUGUGCGCCGAGCGCAAGUACUACACUCCUGCUGUGGAACAGGCCGAAGGCGUCGAGGGCAAGACUGCUAGCCAUGACGAUGCUACUAUGCUGCGUUUCUUGCGUGCCCGCAAGUUCGAUGUUGAGGGUGCUUGGGGUCAAUUCAAGGACACGGAGGAUUGGCGCAAAGACAAUGCCAUCGAGGCGCUAUAUGAGAAUAUCGGCGUGGACUCUUACGAGGCUGCUCGACGGAUGUACCCCCAAUGGACUGGCCGUCGUGAUCGCCGCGGAAUCCCCGUCUACGUCUUUGAGAUCCGUCACCUGGAUAACAAGGCUGUUGCCGCUUACAACUCUACCAUGACUACUGGUACACCGGAGACACAUAAGUCGUCUACUGUCCCGGCACGCUUGUUGAAUCUCUUCGCGUUGUAUGAGAAUCUUCUGCGCUUUGUCAUGCCGCUUUGUUCGGCUUUGCAGCGGCCGAAUCCUGAGACACCUAUUGUUACCUCGACCAAUAUUGUUGAUGUUAGCGGUGUUGGAUUGAAGCAGUUCUGGAACUUGAAGAGUCAUAUGCAGGAUGCUAGUGUUUUGGCCACGGCGCAUUACCCCGAGACUUUGGAUCGAAUUUUCAUUAUUGGUGCUCCUUCUUUCUUCCCUACUGUCUGGAGUUGGAUCAAGCGCUGGUUCGACCCAGGCACUACCUCCAAGAUCUUCAUUUUGUCCGCUGCGGAGGUGCAGCCUACCCUCACUUCAUUCAUGGAACCCUCCAGUAUUCCCAAGCAGUAUGGUGGUGAGCUUGACUGGACCUGGGGCGAGAUGCCCAACCUAGACGAGCCUGCCCGUGACCUCCUCAAGGGCCUAGAGCAGGACCAAGUCGAGGGCGAGAAGCGAAAGGAUAUCCUCAAGGGACCCAUUCUAUUCGAAGGUGAUCACCUGAAGGUGCUGGGUACAGUCGAUGGAAAGGACCGGAGAGAGACCAUCCCCGUGCCGAAGUCGCACUUGUCCUCCGAGCAGGCCCCCGCCAAGUCUACUGACUCGGAGGCAAAGGCCGAUGACGCCACUGAGGCCAAGGCUGAAGACGAAAAGGCUGUCGAUAAUGUGGCGGUCAAGGUUAACCAGCUAUCUGUUGACGAGACUCAGACUGCUGCUGCAUAG